Aspergillus mulundensis is the source of this 2538-nucleotide messenger RNA. RefSeq names its product karyopherin beta. Gene Ontology annotation, cellular component: cytoplasm; nucleus. Lineage: Eukaryota; Fungi; Ascomycota; Eurotiomycetes; Eurotiales; Aspergillaceae. Gene Ontology annotation, biological process: protein import into nucleus. The record is from RefSeq and is a predicted model, not a curated record. The transcript is spliced from 7 exons. Gene Ontology annotation, molecular function: nuclear import signal receptor activity; small GTPase binding. Bases 1 to 2538 code for a protein of 845 amino acids.
AUGAAUGUCACUCAGGUUUUGGAGAGCACCAUCUCGCCAGGUCAGGAACUCGCGAAUGAAAACUCCGCAUCUCACAUCAGAACCGCUGCCGGUAUUGCCCUAAAGAACGCCUUCACUUUCAGGGAUCGAGAAAAGCUUAACGAGGUUCAACAAAAAUGGCGCCAGCAAAUUACCCAAGAAAUCAAGGCGCAGGUCAAGGAACUUGCGCUCAAGACGCUCGCCUCCAAGGACGGGCGCGCCGGUCAGUCCGCGGCUCAGUUUAUCGUUUCGAUCGCUGCUAUCGAGCUGCCUCAGAAUGAAUGGCCGGAUUUGAUGCAGAUUCUCGUUCAGAAUGUAGCGAGUGGAACGGAUCAAAUGAAGCAGGCCUCCUUGGUCACGAUUGGUUUCAUUUGUGAAUCUCAGGAAGUCGAGCUCCGCGAGAGCUUGGCUGCACACUCUAAUGCUAUCCUUACGGCAGUCGUUCAGGGCGCUCGCCGUGAGGAGGAGAACAUGGACAUCCGAUUCGCCGCCAUCAAGGCCCUCAGUGACUCUGUGGACUUUGUGCGAUCGAACAUGGAAAAUGAGGGCGAGCGGAACUAUAUCAUGCAGGUUGUGUGUGAGGCUACGCAGGCCCAGGACCUCCGCGUUCAGGCCGGUGCCUUCGGCUGUCUGAACCGUAUCAUGGGCGCUUACUACGACAAGAUGAGCUUCUACAUGGAGAAGGCUCUAUUUGGUCUGAGUAUCAUGGGAAUGAAGAGCGAUGAGGAAGAUGUAGCCAAGCUUGCUAUUGAGUUCUGGUGCACCGUUUGCGAAGAAGAGAUCGCUAUUGAAGAUGACAACGCUGCGGCCCAAGCCGAGGGUUUGACCGAUGUCCGCCCCAUGUACGGUUUUGCGCGCAUCGCCUGCCGCGAAGUCGUCCCGGUUCUGCUGCAGGCUAUGUGCAAGCAGGAUGAAGAUGCCGGUGAUGAUGAGUACAACAUUUCUCGCGCGGCUUACCAGGCUCUUCAACUUUACGCCCAAUGUGUCCAGGCCGAGGUCAUUCAGCCUGUUCUUGCGUUCGUUGAGGAGAACAUCCGCAAUGAAGAUUGGCGCCGCAGGGAUGCUGCGGUGGCUGCUUUUGGUGCCAUCAUGGAUGGCCCCGACCCGAAGGUUCUUGAGCCUCUGGUCAAGCAGGCACUGCACGUGCUCGUCAGCAUGAUGGAAGACAGCUCCGUCCAGGUCCGCGACUCCGCUGCCUACGCGCUCGGCCGUGUCUGCGACUUCUGCUCCGAAACUCUUGACCCCGAUGUUCACCUUCAACCUCUUAUCUCCUGCCUCUUCAACGGUCUUGCAAGCUCGCCUAAGAUUGCCAACUCGUGCUGCUGGGCUUUGAUGAAUGUCGCCGACCGCUUCGCUGGUGAUGUCGGCGCGCAGACCAACCCGAUCUCGAAAUACUUUGAGGAGAGCGUCAAGUCGCUCCUUGCGCUCACAGAGAGACAAGAUGCGGACAACCAGCUCCGCACCGCUGGCUACGAAGUUCUCAACUCCUUCGUGACAAAUGCUGCCAACGACAGCCUUCCCACGGUUGCUCACCUUUCCGACGUUAUCCUCCAGCGCCUGGAGCGUACCAUCAAUAUGCAGCAGCAGGUCAUCAGCGUUGAAGACCGCAUCAUGCUCGAGGAGAUGCAGACCGGAAUCACGAGUGUUGUUCUUGCUAUUGUUCAACGCCUUGAGGCUGAGAUCAAGCCCCAGGCUGACCGCAUCAUGCAAAUCAUGCUUCAAAUUCUCUCUACUGUCCCCCAGAAGUCCAGUGUUCCUGACGUUGUGUUCGCCACCGUGAGUGCUAUUGCUGGCGCUCUCGAGGAAGAGUUUGAGAAGUACAUGGAUUCUUUCAGCCCGUUCCUCAACAACGCCCUUGCCAACCUCGAAGAGGCUGGUCUUUGCGCCAUGGCCAUCGGCUUGGUCAGUGAUAUCUCUCGUGGGCUGAACGAAAAGGUUCUGCCGUACUGCGACAACUUCAUGAACCACUUGAUAACCAACCUGGGCAGUCAAACCAACCAGCUCAAGCCUGCUAUUCUCGAAACUUUUGGAGACAUUGCCCAGGCUAUUGGAGGGGAGUUCGUUAAGUACAUGGGUGUUGUGGGUCAAGUGCUCAAGCAGGCCUCCUUGGUUACUGCUAGCAACGAUGUCACUAUCGAGAUGCUGGACUACGUUAUCUCGCUUCGUGAGGGUAUCAUGGAUGCCUGGGGUGGUAUUCUGAUUGCAUUCAAGGGCACACCGCAAGUGCAAUCUCUCAAAGAAUACAUUGAGCCCAUCUUCGAGCUUCUCCGUCUCAUAUCCCAGGACCCGACUGCUCGCAGCGAGGGUCUGAUGCGGUCGGCCAUGGGUGUCCUUGGUGACCUUGCCGAUGCACACCCCGAUGGCUCUAUCUCCCCCUUCUUCCGCCCCGAGUGGGUCACAAGCUUGGUGAGGGAAACCAGGACUAACCGUGAAUAUGGUGACCGCACCGUUGAUACCGCUCGCUGGGCCCGUGAGCAGGUCAAGAACCAGAUCAACAUGCAGGGUGGUGGAAUGUCAUAA